Hypanus sabinus (Atlantic stingray) is the source of this 2359-nucleotide messenger RNA. RefSeq names its product gastrula zinc finger protein XlCGF57.1-like. NCBI's taxonomy places the organism in Eukaryota, Metazoa, Chordata, Chondrichthyes, Myliobatiformes, Dasyatidae. The coding region runs from base 890 to 2359 and encodes 489 amino acids. The record is from RefSeq and is a predicted model, not a curated record. The transcript is spliced from 6 exons.
AAUCUCUUCGCGCAUGUUCACAGUCUCCGGGUGGACGGUGUUAUCCUCUCCGCUCAGAGUUGAAGUAGGUCGGCUGUGUGAUCGGGAAAGACUUUCGUCUCUUCCGUCGGGAUCACUGUCUGCGGGCCGAAGAUAUCACUUUCCCAUCGACCUGCAGUGAGAGAUUUAUUGGAAGAAAACCCACGACUGAAGACAAGGGAACAGCAACAAGUGAACCAGCCCCAGGAUUGAGAGCAUCAACUGGAGAGGACCCAUCUGACUCGGAGAUUCCAGUGAUUCAGUCAGGAGAAAGUUUGUUCUGACAGCAGACUAUCGAGUGAAACUUCGAUGGAGCAGAGUCAGAAACCGAAGAGUUGCCAGCCUGAGUCAGGGCUUUUGGGGUUCCUGAGAGAGUUGGGGUCUAGAGUUUACAAGGAGAAGGAGGAAACAGACCAGCUGGAUGUGGCUACAAAAGAAAGAUUAGAAGCAUUUGGAAACUGGUUGAUCAAAAAAAAAAGGUUAAAAAUGACAAGGAAUUUGUCUACGGGAAUCCCGAACACAACACACCAGUUUUGCUGUCUCUGUCCAGAUACUUAAGAAGAGGAGCAAGCGAUUCACUCGAUCAUCCUUCCUGCUCAGACUGCGGAGAGGGAUUCACUCGAUCAUCUGACCGACUGGCACGCCUGUAAUUUCAAACAUCUGCUCAGACAGUGGGAAUGGAUUCAGUCGGUCAACUCAACUGAAGGUACAGCAGCAAGUUCACACAGGGACGAGACCAUUCACCUGUUCUGUGUGUGAGAAGGGAUUCAGUCAGUCUUCCCACCUGCAGACACAUCAGUCAGUUCACCCUGGGCAGAGGCUGGUCAUCUGCUGAAUUUGUGGGGAAGGAUUCACUCGGUCAUCUGACCUAAUGGCUCACCAGCGAGUUCACACUGGAGAGAGGCCGUUCACCUGCUUGGACUGUGGGAAGGGGUUCACUUGGUCAUGCCAUCUGAAGCUACAUCAGAGAGUUCACACUGGGGAGAGGCCAUUUACCUGCUCAGUCUGUGGGAAGAGAUUCACUCAGUCAUCCAGCCUAAUGGCUCACCAGCAAGUUCACACUGGAGAGUGGCCGUUCACCUGCUUGGACUGUGGGAAGGGGUUCACUCAGUCAUGCCAUCUGAAGGUACAUCAGCGAAUUCACACUGGGGAGAGGCCGUUCACCUGCUCAGACUGUGGGAAGGGAUUCACUCAGUCAUCUGAACUGAAGGUACAUCAGCGAGUUCACUCUGGUGAGAGGCCAUUCACCUGCUCAGACUGUGGGAAAGGAUUCACUCAGUCAUUUAAGCUCAAAAUACAUCAGCGAGUUCACACUGGAGAGAAGCCGUUCACCUGCUCAGACUGUGGGAAGGGAUUCACUCAGUCUGCCCACCUACGAUCACACAUGUCAGUUCACACUGGGAAGAGGCCGUUUACCUGUUCAUACUGUGGGGAGGGAUUCAUUUUGUCAUCACAGCUGCUGGCACAUCAGCGAGUUCACACUGGGGAGAGACCGUUCACCUGCUCAGACUGUGGGAAGGGAUUCACACAGUCGUACAGCCUACUGGUUCACCAGCGGCUUCACACCGGCGAGCGGCCGUUCACCUGUUCGGACUGUGGGAAGGGAUUCACUUGCUUAGCUAAACUGAAGCUACAUCAGAGAGUUCACACUGGAGAGAGGCCGUUCACCUGCUCAGACUGUGGGAAGGGAUUCAUUUGCUCAUCUGAACUGAAGGUACAUUGGAGAGUUCACACUGGGGAGCGGCCGUUCAUCUGCUCAGACUGUGGGAAGGGAUUCAUUCAAUCAUGCACUCUGAAGGUACAUCAGCGAGUUCACACUGGGGAGCGGCCGUUCAUCUGCUCAGAAUGUGGGAAGGGAUUCAUUCAAUCAUCCACUCUGAAAGUACAUCAGCGAGUUCACACCAGAGAGAGGCCAUUCACCUGCUCAGAGUGUGGGAAGGGAUUCACUCGGUCAUCUCAACUACAGAGACACCAGCGAGUUCACACCGGGGAGAGGCCAUUCACCUGCUCAGAAUGUGGGAAGGGAUUCAGUCGAUCAUGUCAACUACAGACACACCGGCAAGUUCACACUGGUUCAUCUGCUCGGAAUGCUAUCUCGAAUCUUUUGGAUGAAAAACUUGGUGAAAGAUUUACUACCUUGGAAGUAUGGUUAAAGGAGAGCGAAGAAUCUCAUUGGGACAAAGUGCAGAAAGCAGAGACGACAUCUGGUCUCUCUAAUGUCGAGGAGGGCACACCCGCAAAACUGGAAACAGUAGCUGACCCAAACAAGCACGAUGUUGAAAAGUUGCCUCAAAUGGAAGGACUGUUUGGGACCCUGACCAGUGGUGAGGAGAGUGGUUAG